Messenger RNA from Ilex paraguariensis (yerba mate), 501 nucleotides. The record is from the annotation of a GenBank genome assembly. NCBI's taxonomy places the organism in Eukaryota, Viridiplantae, Streptophyta, Magnoliopsida, Aquifoliales, Aquifoliaceae.
AUGGCUUUUCGAGGGAAGUGGAAAAUCCAAUAUCUAGUAGUUCAGCUCCGUCUCACUCAGAAGAUCGGAUCCAGCCAAAGUGUGUCAACCAUUCGUCUCAGCAUUACCUUCUCACCCAGGCAUUCAGAGCAAGCAACCGGAAAUCUACUAAAGAGUAGCAAACCAGUAGCGGUUUCAAGCGGGGAUUCUUAUGCCGGUGAGAAAGAAAGUCAAGAGGAGAGACUAGAAGAAAGCUUGGAGUGGAAGAAAGACGGAAGGCGUGGGGAAAGAAAGAAAAGAAGGAAGGGGAAGGAGAAUGAGAGUUCGAUCCGCAAGCUUCAGUUUUCCAGUUCAGAAUCCGAUGCUGAGAGCAAAUGCAAUGGUUUAAGGGUUGACGCCGUAUCGAUUCGAUCUAAGAUCAUGCAAGAAAAGAAGCUAAGCCUAAACGUCCUUAUGCCACUAGAAGAGAUACAGGAAGGAAUUCUUAAACAUACUACAGGAAAGACAGCUAUCUUCUCCUAG